AUGUAUACCGGGGAGAGCGACGAAGAGGAGAGAGGCGGGGAGAAAAGGAGGAAGAAGAUGGCCACCCACUUCACGCUCAACACCGGGGCACGCAUCCCCUCGGUAGGCCUCGGCACCUACAAGUCCGACCCUGGCGUCGUCGCCGGCGCGGUCACGGCCGCCAUCAAGGCCGGGUACCGGCACAUCGACUGCGCACCACUAUACAAGAACGAGAAGGAGAUUGGCGCUGCCCUGAACAAGCUCUUUGAUGACGGCGUCGUCAAACGACAAGACCUUUUCAUCACUUCAAAGAUAUGGUGCAGCGAUCUCGCACCCGAAGACGUUCCGUCGGCAGUCGACCGCACUCUGAAUGAUCUGCAGCUGGAUUAUCUUGACCUGCACCUGAUUCACUGGCCCUUUCAGAUAAAGAAAGGCAGCGAGUUGAGCCCGGAAAACUUUGUCGAGCUCGAUAUGCCCGAGACCUGGCGGGCAAUGGAGAAGCUGUACGAUUCAGGCAAGGCCCGCGCAGUAGGGGUAAGCAAUUUUUCGACCAAGAAGUUGGCCGAUCUGCUCGCUGUGGCCCGUGUUCCUCCGGCUGUUGAUCAGGUGGAGUGCCACCCUGGUUGGCAGCAGACCAAGCUCAGAGCCUUCUGCCACACCAAUGGAGUUCAUUUCUCUGCGUAUGCGCCGCUAGGCAGGAUGAAAGUCGUGGCGGAUAACCCGGUGGUGGCAUCGGUAGCCGAGAGCUUGGGGAGAACCCCAGCACAGAUCGCUCUGCGAUGGGGUAUCCAGCAGGGUCAGAGCGUGCUUCCUAAAAGUGUCAAUGAGUCGAGGUUGAAGGAGAACAUUGACCUGUUUGGCUGGUCCAUUCCUGAAGAACUGUGUGCCAAGUUUUCUGAAAUUGAACAGGUUAAGCGAAUAAGGAACGAAUCAUUGGUGCACUCUCAGAGUAUUUACAAAACGAUUGACGAGCUCUGGGAUGGUGAGAUAUAA
Molecule: messenger RNA, 972 nt
Organism: Triticum turgidum subsp. durum (durum wheat)
Lineage: Eukaryota; Viridiplantae; Streptophyta; Magnoliopsida; Poales; Poaceae
Source: the annotation of a GenBank genome assembly